Messenger RNA from Hippopotamus amphibius kiboko, 206 nucleotides. RefSeq names its product lingual antimicrobial peptide-like. NCBI's taxonomy places the organism in Eukaryota, Metazoa, Chordata, Mammalia, Artiodactyla, Hippopotamidae. The transcript is spliced from 2 exons. The record is from RefSeq and is a predicted model, not a curated record. Gene Ontology annotation, molecular function: CCR6 chemokine receptor binding; chemoattractant activity. Bases 9 to 206 code for a protein of 65 amino acids. Gene Ontology annotation, biological process: cell chemotaxis; defense response to bacterium. Gene Ontology annotation, cellular component: extracellular region.
ACACCAGCAUGCGGCUCCAUCACCUGCUCAUUGCGCUCCUCUUCGUGGUCCUGCUGGGUGUGCCCGGUUUUACUCAUGGUAUAAGAAAUCGUCGUAGCUGUCUUAGGAAUGGAGGUGUCUGUGUGCCUCUCGGGUGCCCUGGACACAUGAGACAGAUUGGCAUCUGUCACGGGCACGCGGUAAAAUGCUGCAAAAAGAAGAAAUAA